Molecule: messenger RNA, 813 nt
Organism: Colletotrichum spaethianum
Lineage: Eukaryota; Fungi; Ascomycota; Sordariomycetes; Glomerellales; Glomerellaceae
Product: extracellular metalloprotease
Exons: 3
Coding region: 1-813 (270 amino acids)
Molecular function (GO): metallopeptidase activity
Source: RefSeq, a predicted model, not a curated record
AUGGCGAAGCUUCAAUGCAUCAAUGACGACCUAGUCGCUACCGACGCGCCCGCCUUCGCCCUCCCCACGUACGUCAAGCGCCAGGAAUCCAAGCCGGUCGACGUGUACUUCCACGUCACCAGCACCGUGGCCAACAAGGACCGAAUCACCGACGCCAUUGUCGAUGCUCAGUUCGAGGUCCUGCACUCGACCUACCUCCGCCACGGCUUCGAGCUGUCCCUCGUCAACGUCUCGCGAGUCGUCGACGACGUCCUCGGCAAGGGCUUCUACGAAGACGGCGGCAUCGGCAUCCCCGACUUUGAGGGCUACAUCGCCUGGCGCGCCGCCACGCGCCGCGGCGGCUACGACGCCCUCAACGUCUACUUCUUCACGGACCUCAACGAGGGCAUCGGGGGGUACUGCAACCUCGCCGGCGUCGUUCAGGAGGGCAGCCAGCAGUUCUGGCAGGACGGGUGCUGGCUCAACGGCGACACCAUGCCGGGAAUCCCGCCCCGCAGCGGCGGCGGUAACGAGACUGUCCCGGCAAAGGGACAUGUUGCCGUGCACGAGGUCGGGCAUUGGUUUGGGUUGUACCACACGUUCCAUGGGCGGUACUGUGAGAGUAUCAAUGACCAGGUCGCGGACACGCCGGCGCAGGCCGGUGCAAGCGCGGGGUGUCCUGUUGGGCGGGAUUCGUGCCCUGAUUCGCCUGGGUUGGAUCCCAUCCACAACUUUAUGGACUACUCGGAUGAUUCCUGCACGAGCGAAUUUACUCCGGGACAGGAGGAGCGUAUGCAUCAGAUGUUUGACGUCUACAGACGAUGGGAGGGAUGA